Botrytis fragariae is the source of this 1038-nucleotide messenger RNA. RefSeq names its product putative oxidoreductase nad-binding rossmann fold protein. Gene Ontology annotation, cellular component: cytoplasm. Gene Ontology annotation, biological process: NADPH regeneration. The coding region runs from base 1 to 1038 and encodes 345 amino acids. The transcript has 3 exons. Gene Ontology annotation, molecular function: oxidoreductase activity; nucleotide binding. The record is from RefSeq and is a predicted model, not a curated record. Lineage: Eukaryota; Fungi; Ascomycota; Leotiomycetes; Helotiales; Sclerotiniaceae.
AUGUCAAUCGGUGUUGCUAUCAUUGGUUCCGGCAUUUUUGCUCAGACUGAGCAUCUGCCAGCUAUUCAAGCUACCCCUCAUUUGUCCCUCAAAGCUAUUUACUCCCGUUCUGUCAAAUCCGCACAAUCACUGAACGUCGAUGUUCCUCUGUAUUCAGAUGAUUCGGGUGUUGGAAAUACAUACUACGAUCUCCUUCUUCGUACCGAUGUUCACGCCGUCAUAAUCGCCCUCCCAAUUCUCGCUCAACCCGAAUAUAUUGAAGCAGCUCUCGCAGCGGGCAAGCAUGUAUUGUCAGAGAAGCCAAUUGCAGGAGACCUGGAGAAGGCACAACGCUUGCUAGAAUAUUACAAUAGUGAUAAAGUAAAGGGUGGAGCUACAUGGGGCGUAGCUGAGAAUUUCCGAUUCUUGGAUUCGUUCAUCCAUGCAAGGAAAGAAAUAGAGAAGUUGGGGAGAGUAUUGGGCUUUCGUAUGCAAUUUUGUGGCAAUGUCAAGCCAGGAAUGAAAUACUUUGAGACUGAGUGGCGCAAGAAGCCAGAUUAUCAAGGCGGCUUUCUACUUGAUGGGGGUGUUCAUUUCACGGCGGCCGGCAGGUUGCUUUUGGGUGAGGACGCAAAGCCAACAACUGUCGUGGCAUUUAGCACACUUCUUCAAGAACAUUUACCACCUGUUGAUACGAUCAAUUCAAUAUGGCUCACGAAGUCGGGAAUAUCAGGCACAUUCAGCGUCUCCUUCGGCACCACUCUUUCUGGUCCUGAAUAUACAGUCGCUUGUGAGCAUGGUAGCGUUUCUGUUAUCAGAAGUAAAGUCAUUGUGCGUAAGGGCGAAGAAAGCGAAAAGAACUUUACAGAGGUUGAGUUUACACAAGAGGGUAGUGGCGUGAAGCAGGAAGUUGCUGCUUGGGCUCAGAGUAUCGUGGACGGGAAGCCCAAUUCUAGGCAAUCUCCUCAAGAAGCCCUUGCUGACUUGGAAAUUUUGGAAAAGCUAUUGCGAAGUGGGGAGGAACAAGGAAAGAGCCAGAGCUUGCAAUUCCAAAUCUAG